Trifolium pratense (red clover) is the source of this 2678-nucleotide messenger RNA. Its product is annotated as probable 1-deoxy-D-xylulose-5-phosphate synthase, chloroplastic. Gene Ontology annotation, biological process: terpenoid biosynthetic process. The coding region runs from base 276 to 2411 and encodes 711 amino acids. Gene Ontology annotation, molecular function: 1-deoxy-D-xylulose-5-phosphate synthase activity. Lineage: Eukaryota; Viridiplantae; Streptophyta; Magnoliopsida; Fabales; Fabaceae. The record is from RefSeq and is a predicted model, not a curated record. The transcript is spliced from 10 exons.
AUUGUUCCAAACGAUGGAAAAGAAUCUCCUUCCACCAUCUUUCUCUCUGUCGUUAGUUUCUCUCCUUCCCUUUUCUUCUAAACCAAACACAAUGUUAACGAGAGAUGGCUUUAGCAAGAACGAGUGAUCAGAUUCUGGGUAAUUUGUCGUGUCUACCGUUACUCCUGUCUCUUGCUCCAUUUUCUAACAAUUCAAUUUAUAUUCGUAAAUCAUCAUAAUCAUAAUCAAAAUUUAAUCUUUUUUUAUGAAGUUUGAAGAUUUCAGUAACAAUCUCAAUGGGUACUGUUUCUGCUAGAUACCCAUUUCGAAUCCCUUUCCAUUCCCAAUCCCUAAAUCGCAGAUUGGAAUGUUCAAUCUCCCAAUUUCCCCUUCACUUCAACCUUUCCAGAAUCACCUUAUAUUCUGCUUCUGAGGGAUUAAUUCAUCGAAUUUGUGCACGACCUGAUAUUGAUGAUUUCUACUGGGAGAAAGUUCCAACGCCUAUUCUUGAUACGGUUGAAAGCCCUCUUUGCUUGAAGAACUUAUCUCUGAGGGAGUUGAAACAACUCGCUGCUGAAAUCCGUUUAGAUUUGUCUUCUAUUAUGUCAGGUACACCAAUCUCACUAAAUCCAAGUAUGGCUGUGGUGGAGCUGACAGUUGCAAUACAUCAUGUUUUUCAUGCUCCAGUAGACAAGAUAUUGUGGGAUGUCGGUGAUCAAACAUACGCUCAUAAGAUACUUACAGGAAGGAGAUCACUCAUGAAGACAAUCAGACAAAAGAACGGCCUUUCUGGUUUUACUUCUCGAUUUGAGAGUGAAUAUGACGCAUUUGGUGCAGGUCAUGGAUGCAACAGCAUAUCUGCUGGACUUGGAAUGGCAGUUGCACGGGAUAUUAAAGGGAGACGAGAACGUGUAGUUGCAGUUAUCAGCAAUUGGACAACUAUGUCUGGUCAGGUGUAUGAAGCAAUGAGCAAUGCAGGAUAUUUGGACUCAAACAUGGUGGUAAUUUUGAAUGAUAGCCGCCACUCUUUACUCCCAAAAAUUGAGGAGGGACAGAAAACCUCUGUCAAUGCCCUAUCUAGUACCCUUAGCAGGCUCCAAUCCAGUAAAUCUUUCCGGCGGUUUAGAGAAGCUGCUAAGGGUGUUACAAAACGUAUAGGCAUGGGCAUGCAUGAAUUGGCAGCUAAAGUUGAUGAAUAUGCUCGUGGUAUGAUGGGGCCACCAGGUUCUACUCUAUUUGAAGAGCUUGGGUUGUAUUACAUAGGUCCAGUGGAUGGACACAAUAUUGAAGAUCUAAUAAGUGUUCUUCAAGAAGUAGCUUCUCUGGAUUCGAUGGGUCCUGUCUUGGUUCAUGUGAUAACUGAUGAAAAUCAGGUUGAUGAACAGAAUAAAAUAAGUUAUAUAACAGACAAGCAGAUGGAAGAAUCUUUUAGUUCUGAUUUGUUAGGCAAUGCUGGUCGGCCUCAAACAUAUGGUGAUUACUUUGUGGAGACCUUGGUUGCCGAAGCUGAGAAAGACAAAGAUAUUGUGGUUGUUCAUGCAGGAUUCACAACGGAGCCAUCACUUGAACUGUUUCGGGAAAAAUUUCCAGAUAGGAUUUUUAAUGUGGGAAUUGCUGAGCAACACGCAGUGACGUUUGCUUCUGGUUUGUCAUGUGGUGGAUUGAAGCCAUUUUGCAUUAUACCUUCUUCUUUUCUACAGAGAGCCUAUGACCAGGUGGUUCAUGAUGUUGAUCAACAGAAAAUUCCAGUGCGUUUUGUCAUUACAAGUGCAGGAUUGGUGGGUUCUGAUGGUCCCCUCCAGUGUGGAGCAUUUGACAUAACGUUCAUGUCAUGCCUACCAAACAUGAUUGUCAUGGCACCAUCUGAUGAGGUUGAACUUGUGCACAUGGUGGCUACUGCUGCUCGUAUCAAUGACCGUCCAGUUUGCUUUCGGUAUCCUAGGGGUGCCUUGGUUGGGGAAGAUCACACUAUACAUGAUGGAAUCCCGAUUGAGAUUGGAAAGGGAAGAAUUCUUGUUGAAGGUAAAGAUGUUGCCUUACUGGGAUAUGGAUCAAUGGUUCAGAACUGUCUAAAGGCCCGUUCACUUCUUGCAAAACUUGGAGUUGAGGUGACUGUUGCUGAUGCAAGGUUCUGCAAGCCCCUUGAUAUCAAGCUUCUAAGGCAGCUUUGUAAACAUCAUUCUUUUCUAAUUACUGUCGAGGAAGGAUCUAUUGGAGGGUUUGGUUCCCAUGUUGCUCAAUUUAUUGCUCUUGAUGGACUUCUCGACGGAAGAAUUAAGUGGCGACCAAUUGUCUUACCAGACAGUUAUAUUGAACAUGCAUCACCAAAUCAACAGCUUGACCAAGCAGGGUUGACCGGACAUCACAUUGCUGCAGCAACAUUGAGUUUGCUGGGCCGUACCCGUGAAGCUUUAUCGUUUAUGUGUUUGUGACGAAGACGCUUCAUGUGUUGCAAUCUUAUGUAGUUUUGUUUUACAUUUCUGGUGUAAAAAGAGAUCAUGGAUGCCAUUUUAAUUUUAACUGUAUAUAUUGUACAGAAAUGAGUUAUGAGUGUCAAAUAGAAGGGAGGAAAAAGCUAAUAUAAACUGUGAUAGUCUAACAAAUCAUGAGUAUGAAUGUGGAUCUGGCAGCUCUGUUCAACUUAUCUUGCUAUGAGUCAGAGGAGUUAGAAUCUUGCAAUUUAAAAAUUGUUUAUCCAA